AUGUUAUCAUCAAGCGUUGAAAUUUCUUCAUGUGCGCCUACAAAAAAGUCACACAAAUUGUAUGAUGUGGUGAUUAUUGGUGCCGGAAUGAGUGGAGUCAAUGUUGGAAAAUUACUCAAAGAAAAAGGCUUAACGGAGAAUGUCUUGAUCUUGGAGGCAAAUGAUUAUAUUGGUGGACGUUUGCGUUCAAAGGUGCUUUUGAAUGGAAAGGCUACCAUUGAUAUCGGAGGCCAAUGGAUUGGACCACCACAACCAAAAGUGCUCAAACUUGUUAAAGAAUUGGGAUUAUCAACUUAUCCUCAAUAUUUUGAGCAAGAAAAAAGAAGAUCCUCUCUUGUUUUCCCAAGCAUUGGCGGAAAGAAGCAUAUUUUGAGGUAUACUGGUUCCAUUCCAUCGGAUCCAAAGAAUGUCACUGAUGAGGUAUUGUUGGAUUUUGACACUUGUAUUAGAAAAAUUGAGAGAAUGGCAAAUACAGUACCAGUGGAUGCUCCACAUGAAUGCGACAAGGCAGAAGAGUACGAUUCCCAAACAGUUCAAACAUUUAUGGAUAAUUUAUUCAAGACGGAAAUUGCAAAAGAUUUCUUCAAGACCUUUGUCGUAACAGUUUUUGCAUGUCAACCUUAUGAAAUGUCUGCACUUUUCAUGCUUUGGUACAUUGCUGUUGCUGGAGGUAAAUUUGAAAAUCUCAUGAACGUUAGAGAUGCUGCCCAGGAUUGUAAGAUUUAUCGUGGAUCUCAAGGAAUUGUCACUGGUGUUGCUGAAAAAUUCAAGCUUAAUGUGCUUCUCAAUCACCAUGUUGUUAAGAUUAAGGAUGAAGGAUCACUCAUGACUGUCACUUGUAAGAAUGGUGCAGUCUUCCAGAGCAAAUAUGUAGUUACUACCAACUUGCCAUGGACUCAUCUCGGUAUUGAAUAUGAUCCUCCUCUUCCAAGCGCAAGACACAACUUUUGUCAAAGAACUCCAAUGGGAUAUGCCAUUAAAUGUUUCAUGCUGUUCAAAGAACCAUUUUGGAGAAAGAAGUAUGACAGUAAUGGAUUCAUUCUAUCCCUUCAACCUGAAGAUUAUAUUACCCUUACUUAUGAUGUUGGAUACAAGGAUGACAUUAUUUGCGGAAUUUGUGGAUUCGUAUAUGCCGAGAAGGCAUGUGAAUUUAGUACCUUACCAAGAGAGAAGAAGAUUGAUUUACUCCUCAAGCAAUACAGUGAAACUUUGGGAGGCACUUAUGAAGAAUGGAAGAGCCAAUUUGUUGAUUAUAUUGAUAAGGAUUGGGGAAUGGAGCCAUAUGCUAGAGGUAGUUACGGAGCUGUCACUGCACCAGGAACCCUUGUAAAAACCAAGCUCGCCUUCAGAGAACCUUUGUAUAAUCGUAAACUAUUUAUUGCAGGAACUGAGAGUGCAUCAAGAUGGAUUGGUUACAUGGAAGGUGCCAUUGAUGCUGCUGAAAGAGUGGUCAGUGAGUUGACACCACUUUUUGAAGGUCAAGGAAGAACAUCCAAACUCUGA
Messenger RNA from Naegleria fowleri, 1503 nucleotides. RefSeq lists its product as uncharacterized. The record is from RefSeq and is a predicted model, not a curated record. NCBI's taxonomy places the organism in Eukaryota, Heterolobosea, Eutetramitea, Acrasida, Naegleriidae. Gene Ontology annotation, molecular function: oxidoreductase activity. Bases 1 to 1503 code for a protein of 500 amino acids. The transcript has 4 exons.